Naumovozyma dairenensis CBS 421 is the source of this 327-nucleotide messenger RNA. It is a transcript of the gene ECM15, whose product is annotated as Ecm15p. Gene Ontology annotation, cellular component: cytosol. The record is from RefSeq and is a predicted model, not a curated record. Lineage: Eukaryota; Fungi; Ascomycota; Saccharomycetes; Saccharomycetales; Saccharomycetaceae. The transcript has a single exon. Bases 1 to 327 code for a protein of 108 amino acids.
AUGUCACCACCAAAAGUGUUUUGUUUAGCAGAUAUAUGUAUGGUCCCAAUUGGUACCUCUAGUGCAAGUGUUUCUGAUUUCGUAGCGUUAAUUGAAACUAAGAUCCGUGAAAGUGAAUUGAAGAGUACGUUACAUAGUGCUGGUACUACGAUUGAAGGUCCUUGGGAUGAAGUCAUGAAUUUAAUUGGGUCUAUUCAUGAAUAUGCUCAUGAGAAUGGAUAUAUUAGGAUCCAAAGUGAUGUAAGGAUUGGGACUAGGGUGGAUAAACAUCAAACUGCUCAAGAUAAGAUUGAUACUGUUUUGAAGAAGAUGAAUGUUUCCAAGUAA